UUCGGUUUCCACGGUGACGGCAGUCAACAACUUUAGUUUUACAGUCAUGGGAUUUUGAUACAGUCUUCAAAAUUAACCAGUUUUUUUAUAUAAAUUUAUUUCUCACCAUUUCUUGUGAAUGAUACCUGCAAAAUCUUCAGUUUAUAUUCUUGGCCAAUUUGUUUAGAAAUUUUUGUCAAAAUGCGUGAGUGUAUAUCAGUGCAUGUCGGUCAAGCCGGAGUCCAAAUGGGAAAUUCCUGUUGGGAAUUAUACUGCUUAGAACAUGGAAUAGAACCUGAUGGCAAAAUGCCUCCUGAUAAAAAAAUGACAUACUCGAGCGACUGCUUUAACACAUUUUUUAACGAAACCAGCAGUGGAAAAAUGGUGCCUCGUGCUGUAAUGGUGGAUUUAGAACCAACAGUUGUAGAUGAAGUACGAGUGGGACUCUACAAGCAUCUUUACCACCCUGAGCAGCUUAUAACUGGCAAAGAAGAUGCAGCAAACAAUUAUGCAAGAGGACAUUAUUCCAUCGGCCGAGAAGUGAUUGAUGGUGUAAUGGACAGGAUUCGAAGAUUGACUGAUUUAUGUACGGGUCUCCAAGGCUUUUUUGUUUUCCAUUCCUUUGGCGGUGGUACCGGUUCCGGAUUCACUUCCCUCUUGAUGCAAAGACUAUCCGACACUUAUGGAAAGAAGAGCAAGCUUCAAUUUGCAAUUUAUCCCGCACCUCAAGUAUCAACCGCUGUCGUUGAGCCCUACAAUGCAAGUCUCACUACCUAUUCCACAAUCAGUCAUUCGGAUUGUGCUUUUAUGGUCGAUAACGAGGCCAUAUACGAUAUUUGCCGAAGGAAACUGGGAAUCGAAAGACCCAGCUACGCCAAUUUGAACAGACUCAUCAGCCAAGUGGUUUCAUCUAUAACGGCUUCUUUGAGAUUUGACGGUGCCCUGAAUGUCGACUUGACCGAAUUCCAAACGAAUCUGGUGCCUUAUCCCAGGAUCCACUUUCCUCUUGCGACCUACGCACCUGUUGUCUCUGCUGAUAAAGCUUUCCAUGAAGGAAUGACUGUUGGAGAAAUCACCGCAGAGUGUUUUGAACCAGCAAACCAGAUGGUGAAGUGCGAUCCAAGAGAAGGGAAAUAUAUGGCUUGUUGCCUUCUUUAUCGAGGAGAUGUGGUGCCUAAGGAUGUCAAUGCCGCAAUCGCAGCUAUGAAAGGGAAAAGCACUAUUCGAUUUGUGGAUUGGUGUCCAACUGGGUUCAAAGUCGGGAUCAACUAUCAGCCUCCUACUGUUGUUCCGGGUGGAGACUUAGCGAAAGUUCAACGAGCAGUCUCGAUGUUAUCCAAUACGACAGCCAUCGAAGAAGCUUGGGCCAAAUUAAAUCACAAAUUUGAUUUGAUGUACAAUAAGAGGGCUUUCGUGCAUUGGUACGUUGGAGAAGGUAUGGAAGAAGGUGAAUUUAACGAAGCCAGAGAGGAUCUCGCAGCUCUUGAACGCGAUUAUGAAGAAGUCGCUCUUGAAUCCCCAUCAACCCCAGAUGCUUCUUCAGAGUACUGAUCACUUCAAAAAGGAAGAAAACCUUGAAAAAUCAAUACCAAAAAGAAGUUUUCUAGAAAAUAUAAAUAUUAUAAAGCAUCUGUGCGAAACUCUCUGAAACUAAGCUAUAUAGGAGAAAUUUUAUGGGGAAAACCUUCCUACAGUGAAUAGUAUAACCUUCAAUGGAUAAUUAUUAAUUAAAAAUACUCAUGAAAAAUAAUUAACUUAAUUUAUUGAAUAGUCAAGAGGCUAUACGUGUUAAUCAAUUAAAAUUUUUUCUUUUAUUUGUGCUAUUGAUUAAUGAUUAUCCACUGUUGGUAGCAUUAUCCACUGUGGGGAGGUUUCCUCUAAAGGUAUCUACAAUCAAUGAAAUGGUAGAAAAAGUGUAUCAGUAGUUACCUAGCUUUUUAUAAUAAUUUACAAACUAGACUGAUAU
Molecule: messenger RNA, 1945 nt
Organism: Belonocnema kinseyi
Lineage: Eukaryota; Metazoa; Arthropoda; Insecta; Hymenoptera; Cynipidae
Product: tubulin alpha-1C chain-like
Exons: 5
Coding region: 181-1530 (449 amino acids)
Biological process (GO): microtubule cytoskeleton organization; mitotic cell cycle
Cellular component (GO): cytoplasm; microtubule
Molecular function (GO): GTP binding; structural constituent of cytoskeleton
Source: RefSeq, a predicted model, not a curated record